This is a messenger RNA of Drosophila serrata, 1929 nucleotides long. RefSeq names its product Ionotropic receptor 84a (gene Ir84a). Lineage: Eukaryota; Metazoa; Arthropoda; Insecta; Diptera; Drosophilidae. Gene Ontology annotation, molecular function: ligand-gated monoatomic ion channel activity. The record is from RefSeq and is a predicted model, not a curated record. Gene Ontology annotation, cellular component: membrane.
AUGAUUAAGUUGCAAGUGAAAGUUAUUUCUUGGCUUUUUAUAAUUUUAACAGCAUUUUUAUGCGUGCCGCAAAUUGAAAGCAUAAAUACCAAUUUCCUUGAGCUGGCCGCCUUCGAGGACUUUUUGCGCUCGCAGCACUUGAGCCAGGUCCUGGUCGUCCGCAACGGCGAUGCCGAUGGCGACUGGCAAGUUGAAUGCCACCAGAAAUUGUUGUCCAACUAUCGCGUGCAAUUUUACCGGCCAGGAAUUUCAGAGAAUUUCGAGGACCUCAUGUUCUAUGGGUCGCCGCGCACAGCGGUCCUGGUGUUGAAUUUAAGGCACAUCCUUGUGAGGCAACAUGUCCUUCGGGCUGCCUCUGAGGCAGGGUUCUUUAACAAUUCGCUGGCGUGGUUUCUUCUUGGCUCCAACACCGAAUCCCAGCCAGACGAGCGGCUGAUUGAGGAGCACUUCAGUGGCUACAGCAUGGGAAUUGAUGCGGACAUCACGGUGGUUCUGCGGCCUCAGGAUAACACUUCCUGGUUGCUUUACGAUGUUUACCGCAUCAGCUCCCGAGUACCGACCCCCCUGAUAAUUGAAAAAAAGGGUCAAUGGACUGCCUCAGGAGGCUACCAGCUUUUGGAUAAUUAUAAAAAAACCUGGGUGAUUCGUCGACGAAACUUUGGACAAAUCACCUUGCACGGCAGCACAGUGUUAACAGAGAAGCCUCCUGGAUUCGAUGACAUGGCCUACCUGGCUGACGAAUUUCACCUACAGGAACGGGACCCAAUGCAGCGUAAGAACUAUCAGUUGUUCAGGCUUGUGGAGAGCAUGUACAAUCUCAGCCUGGCCAUCAGUUUCACGGACAAGUGGGGCGAACUGCAGGAGAAUGGCAGCUGGAGCGGAGUGAUGGGUGAGGUGUUGAGUGGCAGCGCUGACUUUGCCGUCCCCAUGCGCUUUGUGCUGGACAGGCAACCGUACAUUCAGUACUCGGCUGUGUUGCACACCCAGGACCUUCACUUCAUUUUCCGGCAUCCGCGACACAGCCACAUCCGGAAUAUAUUCUUCGAGCCCCUAAGCAACCAGGUGUGGUGGUGUGUCCUUGCCCUGGUCACAGGGAGUACUCUACUCCUCUUCCUACAUGUGCGGCUGGAGAGGAGGCUGCAGAGGUCCCAGGUGGAGGGCCGCCUGUCCUUUGUCUGGUUUAGCAUGCUUGAGACGUACCUUCAGCAGGGACCUACUACUGAGCUUUUUAAACUAUUUUCCACCAGAAUACUGAUCAGUUUUACUGGAAUUUUCAGCUUCAUGUUGAUGCAGUUCUACGGAGCCUUCAUUGUGGGCUCUUUGCUCUCGGAGAGUCCAAGGAGUAUAGUCAGUCUGCAGGAUCUGUACGAUAGCAAUUUAGUCAUUGGCAUGGAGAAUAUAUCCUACAACUUUGCUAUAUUCACGAAUACCAGUAACCAGCUCGUAAAAACGGUUUUUGCCGAGAGAAUUUGCGAGCACAACAUCCUGACGCUUCAGCAGGGCGCUGAUAGGAUUAUCCAAGGACGAUUUGCCUUUCACACCGCCAUCGAUCGCAUAUACAGGCUUCUGAUGGACCUCCAUAUGGACGAGGCAGAGUUCUGUGAGCUUCAGGAGAUUAAGUUUAAUCCGAAAUACACCACGGGAUCAGUGAUGCCCAAGGGUUCGCCAUGGAGGGAGCACAUUGCCCAUGCAUUGCUCCAUCUUCAGGCCACCGGACUUAUGGGUUACAAUGACAAGAAGUGGAUAGUGCGACGGCCAGACUGCAGCCUAUAUAAGGCUUCCAAGGCAGAUGUGGAUCUGGAGCACUUUGCCCCGGCACUUUUCACCCUGGUUCUAGCCAUAAUGGCCAGUGCCAUGGUCUUUCUGCUGGAACUUCUUGUGCACUAUAUGCCGGACCUCCGAAGGAGGUUGCGAGCCAUGUCCACUUAA